AUGGGCUUCGUCGGCAGAAAAAAAAACGACAUGUCCGAACUCGCCUGGAAAUGGCGCUGCAAGCUCCUGCCCCCAAAGCCGCCCAUCGGCCGCAGCAUCGAGGAGAUCGACGUCUCCUCAGACGAAGACCCCAAGAAGCUAGCCCCCGAGCCCGAGACGGGAACCCAGGCCAAGAUCAAGUACUACUACGAGGGCAAGGAUUCGAACCCCUCGAACGAGCACUAUGACUGGACCGACUACCCGCCCAAGCAGAUGAGCCCGACCGUGGCCAAGAAUCUGGCCAUGCACUCCGUGGCCGUGUGGAAGAUCAAGGACCGCGAUAAGGUCGCACUCGGUAACCUCUUCCCGCUGAAGACGUAUCAGAUCUACGUCUACAACCCGCAGUUGGUCGCCGCCAUCGCCCCCAUCUUGAAGAAGGAAAAUGUCCACCUUGAUCUCAACAACAGGGCUACUUUCAAACAGCCCUUCAUGGCCCUCUUCUUCGGCCUUCCAGAGAUUCUUGACUUGUACAGGAAGACACCCAGCGAGUCCUCACUGAAGCCCCAUCUGGAGCUGUUCCUCAAGGUCCUCGAUGAUACGUUUAGCGACUUGCGACCUCGCGUCGCGAGCAUGAAGUCCUUGCGCCUGAUCAAGUACAAGACGGCCUGGACGUACUAUCCCACGGGUUGCAUCAUCCACAGCUACAUCAAGAACGCCGAGAUCCUAGCCCAGGUCGAGGGGCCCGUCGAGUACACCGUCGAAGGUCUCAACAUCCCCGUCAAGGUGCUCGGCUUCAACGGCGACGCCUUUGGCUGGAGGAAGGCCUCCGUCAAGAUCAAGCCGUUCCUGGGCAACAAGCCCAUUACUGACUUGCCUCAUUAUCCUCUUGAAUUCCACGAGGAUCCCGCCGGCGUCAGGAAGAGGCUGACGGAGCGCGGUCGCAAGAUGCUAGAUUUGCAGGGCCUGUGCUACAGGAACUACGAGGGUCUGGCCAUUUACUUUGGCGAGGAUUGUGAAAGCCACAACGUCGAGGGCAGGGUUCUCAUCGACGUCGCGGGUUAUAACAGGUAUCAGCAGCCGCAGGGAAAGCGCGAGCUGCUGGAUCCCGAGACGAUGAAGAAUGCUGUGACGUCGGGCGGGAGCAAGGAAGAUGAUGAUGAUGGCAAGAAGAAGCCGAGGUGGCUGUCGGAGGAGGAUCAGGAGCGGAAUAAGAAGGAGAUGUUGGCCCAGGAGGACCUCCUGAUGUUUAUCGGUCCUUGGGUUGAAGGGUAUGCGCUGAAGAAUAAGAAGUGGCUCAAGUUCUACAUCGAGGAUAUCCAGCCCAUUACUUGGAAUGACUCGGCUUACAAGCACCUCGUCUACAGCGAGGAGCAAAAGGACCUUGUCUUGUCAUUUGUUGAACAUCACGGGCAGAAGCAGGCGAGCAUCUUUGACGAUGUCAUUGUCGGAAAGGGCCAAGGAUUGAUUCUUCUUCUUUCCGGACCUCCCGGAACCGGAAAGACCCUCACCGCAGAGGCUGUCGCCGACCGCACCCGCCGACCCCUCCUGUACCUCCAAGCCGAAGACCUAGGCAUCAACGCCACCGCCCUAGGCGCCAACCUCAAACGCCUCCUCGCCAUGGCCACCGAAUGGAACGCCGUCGUGCUCCUCGACGAAGCCGACGUGUUCAUGGCCACCCGCGAGCCCGUCGACAUCGCCCGCAACGAGCUCGUGUCCAUCUUCCUCCGCGAGCUCGAGUACUUCCGCGGCAUCGUGUUCCUCACGACCAACCUGUACCACACCAUCGAUCCGGCGUUCCGGAGCCGCGUCAGCUUGCAUUUGCUGUUUAAGCCCCUUUCUUCUGAGGCGAGGGAGCAGAUCUGGAAGAAGUUCCUGGAACGUGUGCCUCAUGUUAGGGUUGUUGGCUCUGAGCAGCCUUUGUGGGAGGAGGAUGCGGAGAAGGUGUGGGCGAGCGAGGAGGAGGAGAACUUGGCCCGCAAGGGAAUCUCGGAGGAGGACAUCAAGGAGCUGGGAGGCUGGAAUCUCAACGGACGAGAGAUUAAGAAUGCGGUGAAGAUGGUGCAGUCUUGGUGUGAUUUCAAGGGCUACGCCGUUACCCUUUCAAGGCUGGAGAAUGGCAUUAAGGUGACGAGUCCGCAUGUUUCGAAGGUGGGAGAGGUCGAUCAUAGCUUGUAUGAUUGA
Scedosporium apiospermum is the source of this 2160-nucleotide messenger RNA. Its product is annotated as ATPase. The record is from RefSeq and is a predicted model, not a curated record. Gene Ontology annotation, molecular function: ATP hydrolysis activity; ATP binding. The transcript is spliced from 4 exons. Bases 1 to 2160 code for a protein of 719 amino acids. NCBI's taxonomy places the organism in Eukaryota, Fungi, Ascomycota, Sordariomycetes, Microascales, Microascaceae.